This is a messenger RNA of Pararge aegeria (speckled wood butterfly), 6619 nucleotides long. RefSeq names its product PHD and RING finger domain-containing protein 1-like. Bases 263 to 6187 code for a protein of 1974 amino acids. The transcript has 9 exons. The record is from RefSeq and is a predicted model, not a curated record. Lineage: Eukaryota; Metazoa; Arthropoda; Insecta; Lepidoptera; Nymphalidae.
AAUUGAAAAUGGCCGACUGACCAUUGAAAGCGGCUUGCUGUCAAAAUAUAAAAAUAUCUUAAAAAUAACGCGUAUUCCAUAUUUUUAUGUAGUUAAAGAGUUUAAAUCUUUUAUUUAAUAUAAAAAACUGAAAGAGUUCUAUCAGAAAUCUCAGAUGUCGUAAAAGUUGAUAUGCAAAGGUCAUUUACACCUUUGCUGAUUGCUUCGUGUCGCAGCUCGCGCGCAUUAGGGCUUUACUCGUUCGCACUGUUUACUUUCUAGGAUGAGUGACGAUGGCGACGACUACCCGCUGCGGCCGAAGCGGAAGAUCAAGCGAGUGGUCGUUAUGUCGUCAUCGGACUCCGACGGCGAUGUCGACGUCGGCGUGGCGGAGUCACGCAGGAAGAGACUGCGGAUCGUGAGCGACGAGGACGCGGAUGACAGCAGCGGCAGCUCUGUGGUUCGUGCGGGAACUCGGCGGAGGCGAGCACUGCCCAACCUAAAGGACUCCGAGACGGACAGCGACAGCUCCGGUUGGGCCACGGACCGCUCUGACGCUCCCGGGCCCUCCGCCUGCACAUCUAAACCCACUUCUGGCUUCUCAUCGGAUAGCUCUGAAGGCAACUCUGACAAAUGUACAAUAUGUCUGCUGCGCUUCAGGAACCAGGAAGUUGGCACACCUGAGAGUUGCGAACACAUGUAUUGCUUGGACUGCAUUACAGAAUGGUCAAAAAAUGUCAAUACAUGUCCAGUUGACAGAACAGUGUUUAAUUCUAUAGUGGUGAGAGCAUGUGCAGGGGGUAGAGUUGUACGCACACAGCCUGUCAGAGUGGAAGAACGCAGACCAUCAGUGGAAAUGUUUGUAAUAGAAGAUGUUACAGUGUGUCAGGUGUGCCGCCGCUCGGACGGGGAGGACAGCAUGCUGCUGUGCGACGGCUGCGACCGCGGCUACCACAUGCAGUGCCUCACGCCGCCGCUCGCGCAGGUUCCCGCAGAUCAAUGGUUCUGUCCCAACUGCCCUGAUGGCGAUACCCUGCAGAAUAUCAGCAUUGCGGCAGUUCAGGAACUUCUGGAACGAAUUAUGCAAACACCUGAUCCUCCGGAAUCCCGCCCGUCGGCGUCGAGGCGACCGAGAAACGUCCGAAGAUCGCCCAGAAGCUUAAACGCGCCCGACGAACCGUCCACUUCCACCGGUCGUCGCAGAGGCCGCUUCGAUUCGAAUCGAGCUCCCACCACCUCGAGGGGCUCCGGGAGCACCCCGAGGAGCACCUCCCUGUCGACGUCCGCGUCCGGCCGUCGGACGACCACGAGAAGAAAGUACAAAAGGAGAAGAACUAAAACCGUAGUGAUCGAAUAUGAACUUCAAGACAAUGGGAAGUUUCCCAUCGCAAGAAAGGUCACGAGAGAAGUAAAGAAACGAAGGCUUAAGAAACGCCAGCCGCGCACGGCCGCGCGGCGCUCGUACGUGCGCGCCAGCGUGCGCGCCCGCCUGGCCGCCCUGCGCGCCGCCGCGCCGCCCGCCCCCGCGCCGCUGGCGCUGCGCCGCCGCCGCGCCGGCAUCCGCCCGCUCAGCCUGCUGGGGGACCCCGACGCGCUCGACUACUUCUCCGACGACGCGCCCGCCGAUGCGCCCGCCGACGCGCCCGCCGCCGUCGCGCUGCGCCCCGCGCCCCACGCCUUCAGCGCGCUCCGCCAGGCCCGGCGCAAGAUGCUCGCGGUGCCGUCGUCGCCGCACGCCCCGUCGCCGCCCGACCUCCUGUCCGACAUCUUGGAGAGCCAGACGCUGCUGCACUCGAAGAACGCCCUCGUGUCCAUUGCCACCGACGGUAAUGUCAAUAUUAAACUUCAAAACGAACGGCGCGUAAAGAAUGCGGCGGACCCUAAGCGAGGGGAAAAAGUCGAUCUAUCGAAAGCGACCGCGGACGUCAAGAAGGCCCCCGCCUACCCCGGCCAGAACCGCGGCGGCGGCGGCUGGGGCGGCGGCUACCGCGGCAACUACAACCGCGAGCAGACGUCCAACUUCAACCGCGGCGGCGGCUACGACGGCUACGGCGCGGGCUACCCGCAGCGCCCCGGCCAAUCCUACGACCACCAGAGCAACAACAACGGCACCGGCGGCAACCCGCGCCGCGACGAGCCCGACUACUACGACACCUUCCCGCGCCGCCCGCAGCCGCCGCAGCCGUACGCGCACAGCGCCGACGCGCACUUCGAGCGCAGGCGCGGCGCCGACGGCGCGCGGCCCGGCCCCUUCGCCGGCCACCGCGCGGAGCAGGGCCGCCUCAGCCUGGGCCCCGCGUGGCCCUACGCGCCGCGCGCCGACGCGCCGCCGCCGCAGGCCCGCCACUCCUUCGGCGGCUUCGAGAACCCGCUCGACAUGCGGAUGGGCCAGCUGCCGCCGGGCGCGCCCGCGGACUGCGCGCGGGACAAGGCCCAGCCGCCCGCCUACCCGGCGCCGCCCGAGCCGCAGGCGUACCGGCCUCUGGCCGAGCCGCCGGUGUUCAACUUUCAGAAGAUCUCCGAAGUUGAGAAAUCGGAGGACGAGAAAAGUGAUUCCGGCCUGGUCAUCGACACCGAGAAAUACGAUCCCACCGAACCCACCCACGACGAAGACAGCGCGGACGACGCAGAGAACGCCGCGCCGGCGCCGCCCUCGCCGCCCUCGCCGCCGCCGGAGCCGCCCAGCGUGCAGCGCCUGCUCGCCGGCAUGGGCCCCGCGGCCGCGGGCGUGCCGCCCAACGUGCUGGACACCGCCGUCCGGCAGGUCCUGAAGGAGCAUAGGAAUCUAAUAGGGUCUCCUGGCGUCGAGGUUCGCAACAACGGGAGCGACGACGAGUCCGAUGGCGACUGCCCCAACUUCUCUAUUUAUUCCGCCGCCAGCGUCCACAUUGCGAACAGCAGCAGCACCUUGAGCGAGGCCGCGCCGCCCGGCCUGCAGGACCUCGUGCGGCUGGAUGUCACGCGGCCGCCGCCCUCGCCGGGGCUCCGCGAAACGAAGCCCGACAGCGACCAAACUCCGACCAAGACUUAUCACCCCAAGCCGGAGUACGAUGAAAAGAAGAAAUCUGAGGAGGAGUACAAAGAGAAAGUGUCGAAGCGCUGUCCCAUAACGACCAAUAAGCGCAACCCGAUCAAAAUAAAACUAAACACACCGUCUUUGAUCAAAAGACAAGUGUCGUUGUACGAUGAGGAGGAUGCCAGCCGGGAGGCCAGCCCGGAGGCCACCCCGGAGGCCACCCGGGAGGCCAGUCCGGAGGCCAGCGUGGAGGCCGGCCCCGAGGCCGAGGCCGCCGAGCUCGACGAGCGGCCGGACGCGGCCGAGGCCGAGCCGCUCGCCGCGCUGCACGCUCCGCCGGAACAAGUGCCGGAAGAGAGCGAGAGCGACUUGAAGUCGAAGGGCGCCGCAGAGAAGUGCGACGACGGGUUCCAGAAUUCCAUCGAUAAGCUAAAUACAAAGGAGCAAAAUUACGAUAGUGUUGAUGAAAAGGAUUGCCAGAACGCAGAAGAAUUGCCGGUAUGCGUCGACCCACCGGCGCGCGCGAAACUGGAGACACAUGAAAAUGGGGAAGAAAAAUUCAAUUUCGAUGAGGAAGAGAAUAAUAAUGAAAGUUCAGAAAACGACAAGACGGAUGAUGUCGCGCGCGACCACGACGACGCCGACGUCUCGUCCGAGCAGGAAUUGUCCUUGGAGCGGUCGCCGAAAACGGACAUGGACCCGGAGAGGGUGGACGACAACGUCGAGAAGAUGACGGAGUCCAUCAGCGAGACGGAGGACGAGCGCAGCUACACGCCGUGCCUGGACGAGAACAAGUCCACCAAGGACGCGUCCUUCGAGGACAAGGGCCUCGAGGGGCUCGACACAGAGAUGAUCUCCGAGGACGAGGGUAACGAGAUGUUCUCCGAGCACGAGCGAGCCUCGCUCGCGGAUUCGCUCGUCGCCUCGCCCGCCGCAUCGGCCGCGCCCGGGGAGGACGGCGAGAUCCCCGACAAGAAAAGGGAGGGUAAGAAGACCGCAGACGGCAAGAAAAAAAAGAAAAAGGAUUCGAAGCGAGAGGGCAAGGACAAGGACAAGGCCAAGGGUAAAAAGAAGAGCGAGAUAGCCUUCAAGAAGCUCAGCAAGAGCGGCAAGGAGCGGAACUACCGCGAGCGCGACAAGGACGACAAGAAGGCCGAGCGCGAGCGGCGCCACUCCGCCGACAGCGCCCGCCAGCGGCGCCGCAAGGAGAAACGCAAGGACCUCGAGCGCUACGACGUGCGCACCCUGCUCACGGAGAGGCGCCGCAAGCACAAGGACCCCUUCGGCCGAGACGUGUCGCCGCGCGCCCGCUCGCCCUCGCCGUCGCCGCCGUCGCGCUCGGCAUCGCGCGCGCGCCGCUCGCUGUCGCCCUUCCGCCGCUCGCCGUCGCGCGGCAGGAAGUCGCCGUCCAGGGUCCGUCGCUCGCCCUCCUCGCCGUCGCGCGGUCGCAAGUCGCCCGCACGCGCGCGCUCACCCUCCGCGACGCGGGCCAGACGCUCGCCCGGCCGCGCCCGCCGCUCGCCCACGCCCACUCGCGCCCGCCGCUCGCCCACGCCAACUCGCGCCCGCCGCUCGCCCACGCCCACACGCCCCCGCCGCUCGCACACGCCUACACGCACCCGUCGCUCGACCACACCCGCGCGCGCCCGCCGUUCGGCCACGCCCACACGCGCCCGCCGCUCCGACACGCCCACGCGAACGCGGCGUUCCGACACGCCCGCGCGCCGCCGCUCGGGCACGCCGCAGCUGUCGCCGCGCCGCCGCAAGCGCCGCCGCUCCGCCUCGCCGGCCGAGCGCAGCCCGCCGCGCCGCGCGCUCAAGAAGAAGAAGCGCGCCCGCGCCACGCGCCGCGCGCCCGAGCCCGCGCGCAAGCGGCGACGCAGCGACAGCCGCCCCGCCGAGCCCGCGCCGCCCGAGCCCGCCGAGCGCCCGCCCUCGCCGCGCACGCCGCCGCCCGAGCCCGCGCCCGAGCCCGAGCGCCGCGAACGCCGACGCCGCGACCCCGAGCGCGCCCCGCGCCGCCGCGCGCGAGACCCGGUGGGCCCGUGCAAGGAGGUGUUCACGUCCGGAGACAACAUCCUCGUCAGCGUCAGCUUCAAGGAGCCGGAGCGCGGCGAGGACGCCGAGCGCCGCCGCCGCCGCGACUCGCGCCGCGAGCGCCGCCGCCGCCGCCGCGCCGCCGCCGCGCCCGAAGAGGCGCCCAAGCCCGUGGCCAUCAUCGACCUGGAGCGCUCGCCCUUCCGCGAGCUGACGCCCUCGCCCAAGCACGUCAUCGUGCUCAGCGACAGCGAGCCCGGCGAGCGGGAGCCCGGCGCGCCGGCGCCCGAGCCCGCCGCGCCCGAGCCGCCGCCCGAGCCCGCCGCGCCCGCGCCGGGCGCCGGGCCCAAGACGCCGCCGGAGCCGGCCGCGCCCGAGCCGGCGGCCGCGCCCGAGCCCGCGCCGGGCGCCGAGCGCGCGCCGUCGCCCGACGCGUACGACCCGUUCGAGCCGACGCGCUCGCCGACGCCGCCCGAGCCCGCCGCGUCGCCGCGCGCGCACAUGACGCUGGAGGCGGCGCAGCGCAGCAACCUGUCGGCCGACGACGUGCUGGCGCGCCGGCCGCUCACGCCCGUGGAGAAGGUCAUGGCGCUGCUGCAGUCCACGCGCGCCGCGGAGGCGGAGGAGCCGGCCGCGCCGCGCAUCGUGCUGCCCUCGCCCACGCGCGCGCCCAAGCUGUUCCCGGGCAAGCCGUCGCCCAUCAAGUCCAACCCCGUGAAGCCCAUGCAGGCCACGCGCCUGGCGCGCGACGACGGCGCGUCGCCCUACUCGCCCGGCUCCAGCGACUUCGGGGAGCUGUUCGAGCCGCCGCCGCGCCGCAAGCGAGGUAAAACGCAAGUGGGCGUGAAGCUGGACGACGACAGCCUGAAGAUCCUGGACGAGCUGCCCAGCUCGGCCGUGGAGAUGCAGGUCAAGAGCAAGUUCCUGAAGAAGCUGAACCGGCAGGAGCGCGUGGUGGAGGAGGUGAAGCUGGUGCUGAAGCCGCACUACAACAAGAAGCGGGUCACCAAAGACGAGUACAAGGACAUCCUGCGACGAGCCGUGCCCAAGAUAUGUCACAACAAGUCCGGCGAGAUCAACCCGACCAAGAUACAAGCGCUAGUGGAAGCUUAUGUGAAGAAAUUCAGAAAAAAACAUAAAGUCGGAGUAGCGUAGCCUACUCUAGAGUAAGUGUAGAGUAACGGUAGCGUAACCUGCCCGAGGGGCGCGGUAGAGUAAAACGAGACGCGUAGCGGAGUUAUCAGAUUACUGUAAUUAUAAUUUAUGUACGGACAAUGUAUUUUACUUAAAUGUUUUAUUUAAAUAAAUAAUAAUAUAGUUUUAAAUCAUGGCAAUAGUUUCUUCUUUAUAAAUAUCGAAAAGCUUCAGAGUUGACAGCUAGCCUAUUGUUGAUUACUUCUCUGUAACGUGAGCUGGGAUUAGUGCACCUUUCUGUCGAGUAACAGAUUUCGAAGCAGCAUAAGAUAGUGAAAGCAGUCAAUGUGCGGUCAGCCCCGGGAUUUAAGUAGUGUCCUGUGACUGUGUCCGUGUUUGUUUCGGAUGUUCUUCUUGCCGUGGGAUCCGAUGUUUAUCUAGCUCUAAGCUAAA